UGUGUUCUUUCAGCUACAGGCCUACUUGACCACUCUCAUUGCGUCGUCUCUCUCGCUUUGCUCAACCCUCGAAAACCCCACUGCACUCUCGACGGCCGGUGGAAGCGCCAUUUCUCCGAAUUGAAAUUUGAGUGGAUACUGAAGUAAAGGGCAGCAAAAUGUCUAGAAAAGGAUUGAUGGAGCAGGAUCUAAGUAAGUUGGAUGUAACACAGCUACAUCCACUAUCACCUGAGGUGAUCUCUCGUCAGGCAACAAUAAACAUUGGGACCAUUGGUCAUGUGGCCCAUGGGAAGUCAACAGUUGUAAAAGCCAUAUCCGGUGUCCAGACUGUUCGUUUUAAAAAUGAGCUUGAACGUAAUAUUACAAUUAAGCUUGGAUAUGCCAAUGCAAAGAUAUAUAAAUGCGAAGAAGACCGUUGCCCUAGACCUAUGUGCUACAAGGCAUAUGGAAGUGGAAAAGAAGAUAGUCCUAUGUGCGAUGUGCCUGGUUUUGAGAACUGCAGGAUGAAGUUGCUGAGGCAUGUGUCAUUCGUUGAUUGCCCAGGCCAUGAUAUUCUCAUGGCUACUAUGCUUAAUGGAGCGGCAAUCAUGGAUGGAGCUUUACUUCUAAUUGCUGCCAAUGAGAGCUGUCCUCAGCCUCAGACUUCGGAACACUUAGCUGCUGUUGAAAUUAUGCGCCUCCAACAUAUAAUCAUUCUUCAGAACAAGGUUGAUCUAGUGCAGGAAAAUGUUGCCAUCAACCAGCAUGAGGCCAUUCAGAAAUUCAUUCAGGGCACAGUUGCUGAUGGUGCACCAGUGGUACCUAUAUCUGCUCAAUUGAAGUAUAACAUUGAUGUUGUGUGCGAAUAUAUUGUGAAGAAAAUCCCUAUUCCAGAACGGAACUUCACUUCAGCACCAAACAUGAUUGUUAUCCGUUCUUUUGAUGUUAAUAAACCUGGUUUUGAAGUUGAUGAAAUCAGAGGUGGCGUAGCUGGUGGCAGUAUCUUGAAGGGUGUUUUGAAGGUUAAUCAAAAAAUUGAGGUUCGUCCUGGUAUUGUUGUCAAGGAUGAGAGUGGAAACAUCAAAUGCACCCCCAUAUACUCUAGAAUAGUUUCAUUGUAUGCUGAGCAGAAUGAACUCCAGUUUGCUGUGCCUGGAGGCUUAAUUGGAGUUGGCACAACCAUGGACCCCACACUGACACGUGCUGAUCGAUUGGUGGGACAAGUCCUUGGUGAGGUUGGGUCACUUCCAGACAUUUUUAGUGAGCUAGAGGUGAAUUUCUUUCUGUUGCGACGCCUUUUGGGUGUCAGAACAAAAGAGUCAGAAAAGCAGGGCAAGGUCACCAAGUUGACAAAGGGAGAAAUACUAAUGUUGAAUAUAGGAUCUAUGUCGACUGGGGCCCGAGUCGUUGCUGUCAAGAAUGUGUUUGCAAAACUUCAGUUGACAUCUCCUGUGUGCACCAGCAAAGGCGAGAAAAUUGCUCUCAGUCGGAGAAUUGAGAAGCAUUGGCGACUUAUUGGUUGGGGCCAAAUUCAAGCCGGAAUUACUCUCGAUGUCCCCCCUGCCCCAUUCGAGUGAUGUAAGUCAACAUUUUUGGAGAACUUGUGAAUCUACAAAAGACUUGAGAUUAAAACAUGGGAGGACAAGAAACUCUGUUGGAAAAAAAAGUCGGUAGAAGAGAUUUUUUUGUCAUUCUGAAUUUUGAAUACUAAAUCACACUAUAUUGUCGUGUUGUUUUUUCCCAAUUAUAUUUUUCUUUUUCUACUCAACAUAUUUGCCUUGUUGGAGUGUACUGUAUGUUGUAAUUCAUUAGUCUCUUUCUGGAUGUCAAUUUCAUCAUAUUGAGUUAACCUGUGAAGCAAUUUCCGUUUA
This is a messenger RNA of Ipomoea triloba (trilobed morning glory), 1850 nucleotides long. Its product is annotated as eukaryotic translation initiation factor 2 subunit gamma-like. Gene Ontology annotation, biological process: formation of translation preinitiation complex; positive regulation of translational fidelity. The transcript is spliced from 9 exons. Lineage: Eukaryota; Viridiplantae; Streptophyta; Magnoliopsida; Solanales; Convolvulaceae. Gene Ontology annotation, cellular component: cytosol; eukaryotic translation initiation factor 2 complex. Gene Ontology annotation, molecular function: translation initiation factor activity; tRNA binding; GTPase activity. The record is from RefSeq and is a predicted model, not a curated record. The coding region runs from base 159 to 1556 and encodes 465 amino acids.